CUUCGCUGGCGUCCGUCUUUUAAAAUUAUCCCCAACCAGAAAUCCACCGCCCAACUCCUCCUUCCCCUUCCCCUGCCUCCUUCCUUCUCCCACCAAGAAACCAAAUCACCACCAGACACUGCCAGCACCGGGAUUCUGUCCCUCCCCUUAUUCGGCUUCGUCAGCACCAGCCCACCAACCCACCCUGUUUUGGCUGCUAGUUGUCCCUCUUUCUGUCUCAUGAAGGAAGGAAGACCCCAAAUCUGACUCUGAGAAGUCCUAGAGUUGAAAAGCACACCAAUCCAUCAUUUAUCCAUGGCGAACAGCAGAAGCACAAAAUCAACAAAACCACAAAAGCAAAGCACGCUGGCUGUUUACCUGUACAUUCCAAACAUAAUCGGUUACAUAAGAAUCCUGCUGAAUUGUGUGGGCUUCGCAAUUUGCUUCCAGGAUAAAAUCCUCUUCUCCCUGCUUUACCUUGUCAGCUUCGUUUGUGAUGCCUUGGAUGGUUGGUUUGCCCGCAAAUUCAAUCAAGUAUCCACCUUUGGGGCUGUCCUCGAUAUGGUCACUGACAGGAUCAGCACUGCCUGUCUCCUCCUAAUCCUCUCCCAAGUCUACAGGCCUGGCUUGAUCUUCAUUUCCUUGCUGGCACUCGACAUCGGCAGCCAUUGGCUCCAAACGUACAGUACUUUCUUGCUUGGGAAGAGCAGCCACAAAGAUGUCAAGGACAGCAAUAGCUGGCUGUUCAGGGCUUACUACAGAAACCGGAUGUUCAUGGGUUAUUGCUGUGCUUCUUGUGAGGUUCUUUACAUUAUGCUUUUUCUUCUUGCCGAGAAUCAGAUUGAGAGUUUGCCGCUUGUUUUGGGGAAUGCUGUACAACAGAGUUGGGUUAAAGCAGGGAUUUUGGGGUUGGCUGGAUUUGGAUGGGGAAUCAAGCAAUUAGUGAAUGUGAUCCAGAUUAAGACCGCUGCUGAUGUUUGUGUGCUUUAUGACAUCAACAAGAAGCAGUAGUCAGACAUGUAGUAUCAGUACUGGUUACUAAUACUAGUUGUGUUUUGUAAUGAUGAUAGUUUUAACCAAAUGGUUUUUGUUUUUCUUCUUCCUUUGUGUUUUCACGUUUUCCAUGGCUUCAAUGUAUUGAAAAACAUGAUUUGUGCGGCAUUUUUAAUAGUGGAUGGAGUAAUUGUUGUUAA
This is a messenger RNA of Coffea eugenioides, 1172 nucleotides long. RefSeq names its product probable CDP-diacylglycerol--inositol 3-phosphatidyltransferase 2. The record is from RefSeq and is a predicted model, not a curated record. Gene Ontology annotation, cellular component: membrane; Golgi apparatus. The coding region runs from base 295 to 990 and encodes 231 amino acids. The transcript has 2 exons. Gene Ontology annotation, biological process: phosphatidylinositol biosynthetic process. NCBI's taxonomy places the organism in Eukaryota, Viridiplantae, Streptophyta, Magnoliopsida, Gentianales, Rubiaceae. Gene Ontology annotation, molecular function: CDP-diacylglycerol-inositol 3-phosphatidyltransferase activity.